AUGUCAUCUAAUUCGCAUCCAUCAUUUCGGACUUAUUUCAAUGAUAAAGUUAAAAAGAAACUUAAAUCUAAUAUUACAUCAUCUAUUCGUGAACGUUUAAUAUCAAAUGAAACAUAUCAUGAUGUGCGUGAUAAAUAUCGUAAUUUCACUGAUAUUGCAAAGAAUCGAACGGGUUUUGAUAAAUUAUUGAAUAAAACAAAAGAUCUUUUGCCUGGUGUAUUUUCAUCGAAACGUAAUGAAACACUUCCAAAAGGUUUUUAUGAUUCAUUGUUUAGUCCAGAAAGUGCAGAAGAUGUUUAUAUAAAAGUAGCACUUAUAUGUUUAUGGAUUAUUGCAAUAUUAUGUAUUAUACCAACAAUUAUUACAAUAUUUAUACCAAAUAAAAAUAAACAAACUAAGACAAAUGGUGUUAAAAUGAUUUUUUUCCAUGUUUUUUUAUGUGAAUUUUUUUAUUUAAUUUAUAUUUUGUUAUCAAUGAUUAAUGUGGCACAAACAAAUCAAUUAAAUUCUUUUAUGUGUCAAUUUGCUAAUUAUGGUAUGUAUGUAACAAUUCCAAUUAUGCAUUUUGCUUUACUUUUUCUUUCACUUGAACGAAUAACAAAACUUUGUAAAACUACAAUGACAUGGACUAAAAUAUUUACAAACCCCUGUUUGAUUCAAGUUAUUUUAUUUGUUAUUUGGUUUAUAUUUACUGCUAUUAUUUUAGCGAUACUGUUUUCAAAAAAUUUAUUUAGUUUUAAAUCUAUUGUGAAUAAAGUAACUGAUAUUGCUCCACCAUUAUUACAUGAUAUUACUAAAAAAAUUCAAUCACCAUAUCGAUGUUCAAUUGAUGGUCGUUUAUCAUCCGUAUUUAAAAUAUUAUUUAUUAUUUUAUUUGUUAUAUUAAUUGUAUUAUUUAUUAAAUCAAUGAUAGUUUCAAUAUGUUAUAGUUUCUUUACACCGACAUGCUGUAAAUCAGAAGGAAAAAAAACAAAACAGAAUGAUCUUCAUAUAACAUUAUUAUAUGUUAUAUUUCUUUUACUAAAUCUAUUCUUUUCGUUUCCAUUUUAUUUCGUGUCAAUGGCUCAAAGUAUAUUAACACAUUUCAGUUCAACGAAAGAUACAUUUUCAAUGUCAUUAAAAAUAUGUUUUCUAUUACGUAUAUCAAGUAUUAUAUUACAAUGUUUAGCAUUUUCUACAAUUGAAAGCAAUUCAUGGCAUUUAUUAAGUCGUUUAUUAUAUCGUAGUACAUGUAAAAAAAUUCCUGCAUUAAAUCAAGGUUUUGUUUAUACAGAAAAGUCGAAGAGUACUAAAAAAGGAUCAAAUGAAGAUGUUUAUCAUCAUAGUUAUAAUCUUGGAGAUGUAGUUACAAAUGAUACUGAGAAUGAAGAUGUUGAUAGUGAUAAUCAUGGAGUUAGAUCUAUCGAUAAAAUUGUUGACGAAGAUGAUGAUGAUGUAUUUUUGCCGGGACUAGUAAUUAAGCCACUAAAUACGAAAAAAUCUGAGAGAAAAGUCGAACCUUCCACUGAUCAAGAUGAUACUGAUGAAGAAAAACGAAUAACGAAAAGAUCCACUGGAACAAAAAAUAUUAACAACAAUUCUCGUCAAAAUCGCAAUAAAAGUGAAGAAGAAGAAGAACGAGUACCUUUGAAAAAUAAAACAACAAAAUCUAGUAUUAACAAUAGCACUUCAAAACAAAUGUCAAAUAAGAAAUCUACUUCUCAACCCACACCAUCAACUUCAAAUAAUAUUAAAGCAGCCAAAUCAAGCACCGAUCGACCUAUUCCUAAACAUCAAUCCGUUCAACGUCCUUCAUCAUUAGAUGAUAUUUCAAAUGCUAGUGUUGAUUCUGAUGAUAAGAUCAAACCAUAUAGUACAAAAUCGCAAGCACAGGCAGCAACUGAUUCUUCUUUGAAUCAAGAAAAACGUACUACAACUAAACUAACAAAUGAACAUCGUCCUCCUCGUCAACAGUAUCGAAAGAAACAUCCACAAGUUUCUCGACCAGCAUCUACUACAUCAGUUAGCCGUUCUCAAAGGAAAACAUCAAAAAAACGAUCAACUUCACCAAGAACUGUUCGUAAACAUUCAACAAAGUCGAAACAUCAGCGAAGUAAAAUUCAUGAUAAUUCUGACGAAGUUUAA
Adineta steineri is the source of this 2124-nucleotide messenger RNA. NCBI's taxonomy places the organism in Eukaryota, Metazoa, Rotifera, Eurotatoria, Adinetida, Adinetidae. The record is from the annotation of a GenBank genome assembly.